UAUCAUUCUGCAGCUUUAUUAGAACGAAGGCAGUAGCCAAGUGAAGCAUCUGGAAUCACACUGAAGUCACUCGGAACUCUGCAAAUCACUUCAUUCUUCCUUCUGCUACAGAGCUCACAUCCCUGAUUUCCAGUGUGUUUCAUUCCAAAGAACUGAACAAGAAAGCAACUGUGCAACAUGACAUUUGAAGAUUUCGAGAACUACUCUUAUUUCUAUGACCUGUCUGAGGAAGAUGAAUCACCCCAGUCCUCCCUCAGCAUUGCCCAUAUGAUUUCCCUUUCCUUUUACAGUGUGGCAUUUCUGCUGGGAGUGCCAGGUAAUGCCAUCGUCAUCUGGUUUAUGGGCUUUAAGUGGGAUAAAUCUGUUUCCACACUCUGGUUCCUCAAUCUGGCCAUUGCAGAUUUCAUUUUUGUUCUCUUUCUGCCCCUCUAUAUUACAUAUGUGGCAAUGGGCUUCCACUGGCCUUUUGGGAAGUGGCUCUGCAAAAUGAACUCGUUCAUUGCACUACUUAAUAUGUUUGCCAGUGUUUUCUUCCUGACAUUCAUCAGCCUUGACCGCUACAUCCGCCUUGUCCACCCAGUCUUUUCCUACAAGUAUCGGACUGUAAGGAACACCCUCAUUCUUAGUGGGAUCAUUUGGAUGUCAGCUGCAGUUAUUGGUGGCCCUGCCUUAUACUUUAGAGACACAGCUACAAUUCUCAACAAUGUGACCAUUUGCUACAACAACUUCCAUGUCCAUGACAGAGAACUUAUUUUGCUGACACAUCACAUUCUCAUUUGGGUGAGGCUUGCAUUUGGUUACCUCUUUCCUCUAGUGACCAUGGUCAUUUGCUACUCAUUGCUGAUUGUCAAAGUGAAGAGGAGAACUGUAUUGACUUCCAGCAGACUUUUUUGGACCAUCAUUGCUGUAGUUGUAGCUUUUUUUGUUUGCUGGACACCAUAUCACAUAUUCAGCAUUGUGGAGCUGUCUGCUCACCACGAUGAGAAUUUGCAUGACUUACUGCAGGAUGGCAUUCCCCUUUCCACUGGCCUUGGUUUCAUCAACAGUUGCCUCAAUCCAAUCCUCUACGUUCUGAUUAGCAAAAAGUUCCAGGCCCAGGUCAAGACAACAGUCUCUGAGGUGCUAAAAUUGGCACUGUGGGAGGUGAGCCGCUCGGGAACUGUCAGUGAGCAACUGUGGAGCUCGGACAACACCCACGCGCCUGUGCACUACUGUGAAACUGCUCAGUGACUGCUCUUGUCACCACCCCUCUCCAAAAUAGCUGACAGGAGAUUUGGAGGUGUUCUUGACUUCACAUCU
Messenger RNA from Gavia stellata (red-throated loon), 1299 nucleotides. RefSeq names its product chemerin chemokine-like receptor 2 (gene CMKLR2). Gene Ontology annotation, cellular component: plasma membrane. The record is from RefSeq and is a predicted model, not a curated record. Bases 178 to 1230 code for a protein of 350 amino acids. Lineage: Eukaryota; Metazoa; Chordata; Aves; Gaviiformes; Gaviidae. The transcript is spliced from 2 exons. Gene Ontology annotation, biological process: phospholipase C-activating G protein-coupled receptor signaling pathway; inflammatory response; positive regulation of cytosolic calcium ion concentration. Gene Ontology annotation, molecular function: complement receptor activity; G protein-coupled receptor activity.